Messenger RNA from Dendrobium catenatum, 715 nucleotides. RefSeq names its product auxin-responsive protein SAUR71-like. NCBI's taxonomy places the organism in Eukaryota, Viridiplantae, Streptophyta, Magnoliopsida, Asparagales, Orchidaceae. The record is from RefSeq and is a predicted model, not a curated record. The coding region runs from base 83 to 448 and encodes 121 amino acids. The transcript has a single exon. Gene Ontology annotation, biological process: response to auxin.
GGCCUCAACCUUCUCUCUCUCUCUCUCUCUUUCUCGUAGUGUGGCUGAAGAAAAAUUAGGCGGAUCCAACGGCUGUGAGAGGAUGAAAAAAUUGAUCAGACGGCUGGCGAAGGUGGCGGACUCCUCGCAGUACGAGCCGCUUGAAGCGGCGGGAAAAAGGGAUGCAAGGCGAGCGCGAGUACCGGCGGGUCAUAUUCCAGUUUUCGUCGGCGAAGAGAUGGAGCGUUUUGCGGUUCCAGCGGAAUUCCUCGGCCGACCGCCGUUCGUCGAGCUUCUCCGGCGAACGGCGAUGGAGUUCGGAUACGAUCAAGUCGGCGUUCUCCGGAUCUCUUGCUCAGUUCACCUCUUCCGUCGCCUUCUACUUACCGCUGAAACCGAUGCCGGCGACGAUUUCGUCGCCGAGGAGCUCGCCCGGCCCCUUCAGUACUCCGAUCACUCUGCUUGCUAGGGUUGGAUGCCAGAGAUUCUCCCAUGCUUCUCUCCUUCCUCCUGUUCUCUCAGUCCUGCCAAGAACUUUUUCCGUUUUUUUUCCGAUAAUUCGUGUUUCCCGUUUUGCCCUCCUUUGCUGUGGUCUAAGGGCUUAACAGUGGAAAUUGUUUAUGGGUAGAAUGGGUAUUUGCUUUUCUCACUUUUUUUUCAGCUCGAGAAAAUGGGUAAUGUGUUUAUAAUGGAAUUUCGUUAAAUGGAAAUUAAUCAGGGUUUGAAAUUUUGUUUA